Molecule: messenger RNA, 3726 nt
Organism: Xyrauchen texanus (razorback sucker)
Lineage: Eukaryota; Metazoa; Chordata; Actinopteri; Cypriniformes; Catostomidae
Gene: gaa
Product: alpha glucosidase
Exons: 19
Coding region: 143-2959 (938 amino acids)
Biological process (GO): lysosome organization; glycogen catabolic process
Cellular component (GO): lysosomal membrane
Molecular function (GO): alpha-1,4-glucosidase activity; carbohydrate binding
Source: RefSeq, a predicted model, not a curated record
UCGACUCAAGUUGUUACCUAUGUUGAUUUUAAAGGACUUAAAUGCUCCACUUUAUUGAUUUACUUAUUUAUCUUUUUAUUUAUUGUAAUAUAUUAUAUUGCUCAUAUUGCAGGUACCAUAAGUUGACAAAUGUGCCUAAUGCAUGAAGAGCCUAGUUAACUCUAUAAAAAUGGGCAGAAUUUGGUGUGAGCAGCUGCACACCUCUGUACUGCUGACAUUGUUAUUGUUGACAUCUGUUCUCCUUGUCCUGGUGCAUGAAAACCAGGACGUUUUAUAUGCCUUUUCACCAUCAGAGAAAAUCUGGCAUAUUCUAAAUAUCUCAUACAGGACUGUACAAUCCCAAAAGGACUUUGGCAAUAUUCUUAUGACUGGCUCUAAAGCUAACCGUGAUCAGUGUGGUAUAGCUGUGGAGAGCCGAAUUGACUGUGGCCGUGACAGAUCUUUGAGUCACGCUGAAUGUUUGGACAGAAGAUGCUGUUAUGUGCCCCAACCACAGUCUGGAUCCAGAGGACCACCAUGGUGCUUCUACCCAGUCCGUUACCCAGGUUACAACAUGGGGCCCCUGUUACCCAGCGAUAGGGGUCAAAGGGCCAACCUGACCCGUUCCAAACCCUCUUACUUGCCCUGGGACAUCUCCACACUACAACUAGAUGUAAUGGCUGAAUCUUCAGGUCGUCUCCACAUCACUCUGAAGGAUCCAUUAUCUUCUCGAUAUGAAGUCCCCUUCGUGACCUCUUAUUCCAGGGGCCACAGCGACAAACAAGACCUCCUCUAUGAUGUGGAGUUUCAGCCAGACCCUUUUGGGUUUAUUGUACGUCGUAAAUCCAAUGGCUGUGUUCUUCUCAAUACCACAAUAGGACCCCUCCUGUUUGCAGAUCAGUAUCUACAGAUUUCGACUUCUCUAGCUUCCUCUAUGAUAUCUGGACUAGGUGAACAUUACACACCCAUCACACUGGACUUGAACUGGACCUCUGUUUCAUUAUGGAACAGAGACAUGGCACCGCAUAGAAGUGCCAACCUGUAUGGCUCUCACCCCUUCUUCUUGGUCCAAGAAGGUGAUGGAAAGGCACAUGGGGUCUUCCUUCUCAACAGCAAUGCAAUGGAGGUGGCUUUGCAGCCCGCUCCAGCAUUAACAUGGGUGACCAUUGGAGGAAUUCUGGACUUCUACAUCUUCUUAGGCCCAAGUCCACAGAGCGUGGUUCAACAGUACCAUGAGGUUAUAGGUUACCCCAUGAUGCCACCCUACUGGUCACUAGGCUUCCACCUCUGUCGAUGGGGUUAUACUUCCACCAACAUCACAAGAACAGUGGUACAGAUCAUGCGCCAAUCCAAGUUCCCUCUAGACGUACAAUGGAAUGAUCUUGAUUAUGCAGACCAAAGAAGAGUCUUUACAUUUGAUCCGCACCGGUUUGGAGAUUUGCCCCAAAUGGUUCAAGAGUUACAUCAGCUGGGCAUGAAGUAUGUACUCAUACUGGAUCCAGGCAUCAGCAGUUCAAGUCCUCCUGGUUCAUACAAACCCUUUGAUGAUGGUCUGAAGAGUGGAGUGUUCAUCAACAACUCCAGUGGACAGAUACUUAUUGGGAAGGUAUGGCCAGGUCCAACAGCAUUCCCAGAUUUUACCAAUCCUACAACAAAGGACUGGUGGAUGGACUGUAUCAGAAGCUUUCACUACAAGGUACCAGUGGAUGGACUUUGGAUAGACAUGAAUGAACCGUCUAAUUUUGUCCAGGGCUCUGUGGAAGGAUGUCCUGUUACUAAAUUGGAGGAACCACCAUAUACCCCAGGUGUGAUUGGAGGCCAGUUAAACUCAGGAACACUGUGUAUGUCCGCUCAGCAGUAUCUGUCCAAUCACUACAAUCUGCACAAUCUCUAUGGGUUCACCGAGGCCAUCGCGACUCACAGCGCGUUGCUGAAAGUGAAGCGUACUCGACCUUUUGUCCUGUCCCGGUCGUCUUUCCCCGGACUAGGCCGUUUCUCUGCACACUGGACAGGAGAUGUGCAGAGCGACUGGGAGCAACUGCGGUUUUCAAUACCUGGUGUGCUGCUGUUCGGACUCUAUGGCAUUCCGUUAGUGGGAGCUGACGUGUGUGGAUUUGGUGGGGACACGACUGAAGAGCUUUGUGUGCGCUGGACACAACUUGGAGCCUUUUACCCCUUUAUGAGAAAUCAUAACGACAAGCCAAAUGCUCCCCAGGAGCCGUAUGUAUUCAGCAGACAAGCCCAAGACUCCAUGAGGGCUGCGGUAAUGCUGCGAUACUCUCUCCUGCCUUUCCUCUACACGCAGUUCCACCAUGCACACACCUCUGCCCGCACUGUGGCUCGUCCCCUCUUCAUUGAAUUCCCCACUGAUCCAAAUUGCCAGAGCAUUGAUAAGCAGUUUCUAUGGGGGAGUUCAAUACUUAUCAGUCCGGUUUUGGAGCAGGGAGCGGUGGAGGUGAUAGCAUAUCUCCCUCUAGGGACUUGGUACAGUCUGCACAAUGGACAGGCAUAUCACAGUAAUGGGCAAUACAUUCUGUUUCCUGCCCCACUGGACAUCAUCAACGUUCACGUGAGAGAGGGAAGCAUCAUUCCACAACAGGUUCCUGCAUUGACUACUACUGCGUCACGUAGAAACCCUUUUAUCCUAAUCGUGGCACUCUCUGUAGGGAGCUUGGCCAAAGGGGAGCUCUUCUGGGAUGAUGGAGAAAGUUUGGACACUUUUGAAAGGGGAGAUUACUCAUACAUUCACUUCUGGGCUGAAGAGUCUCAUUUGGUCGGUAAGCCAGUGAAAUUAAAUGGAUCUCUUGAUCAUUUGGUCCUCGGGGAAGUGCGUGUUUUUGGGGUUCAGACACUUCCUACAGCUGUGUGGGCCAAUGGAGAGAAAGUUUGUGACUUCUCAUACAGCUCAGACACCAAGGUUCUUACAGUGCCUGGUCUGGAUUUACUCAUGACAGCCAUGUUCACAAUACAGUGGAGUUGAUAUAAGGAUGAAGGCCCUGCGAUUGUACUGCUGUGUAAAUCUUCUGUGUAAAUGCUUGUGCAAUUGUUUAUAUUAUUGUGUAUGUCAUUAUCAUCAAUAAUGCACUGAAUGUUUAUAAACAAUGUAUGUUUUGUUGAAUUUUAUAUUGAAUGUUGAAUGCUUUAUUUAGUGUUUAGAAUUGUGAGUCAAUCAUAAAUUAAUGAUACAAUGCUUUGUGGUUGUUUUUUAUUUUUUUAUUAAUUCAGUGACAAAAUAAUUAACACAAAGUAUGAUGAAUUAAAUACAAUGAUAACGAAAUAAUAAACUAUCUUUAUAAUAUGUUCCAAAGAGCAUGCUGUGUGCUUCAAUGCAAAGAAAAUAAAUUUAAGGAAUUUUGUUAUGAAACUUCAAUGCGUAAAUCUUAAAAACAUCCUGAAAUAAAAAAAAACAUUUAAAGUGUGGAAACAAGGUAAUGUGUCCUUUUGAGUGAGUGAACAUGGCCAACACCACAAAUUUGCCAACAUUUAAAAAGUGACCUAGAAAACGAUUCCUUCCUCAUUUUACACCAUAUUUUUUCUGUUUUGAAAAUGUUUUAAAUCCCCAAACUUUGUUUAUUUAAAGGUUUAAAUGAAAAGUAAAUAUGAGAUUUUCAGAGUGGCCUCUCAGACCACUGGACCCCUCAUGUAUUGAAUGUUUAUAGGGAAUUGAAGACAGGUUUGAAUCAGCUUAAAUAGUGAUUCUAUUUAUUUAUUUGCAAACAAAUCCACACUUUUUCAUGUUUUGGUGCA